UCCGUCCCCUCCAGGCCAGCUCGGGCUCCAGCUCCCGCGCCGGCGCUUCAGCUCCCACCGCGCGCCCUCCGCAGGCAAGACCUACCCUUGGAAGCGUAGAUCCAGGCGUGAGAAGUACUACCAAGCUGCCUUUGUGGCCUUCCUUAAGAAAAAAAGAAAGAUGGCCAAGGAGAAGGGCCUAAUAAGCCCCAAUGAUUUUGCCCAGCUGCAAAAGUACAUGGAAUACUCUACCAACAAGGUCAGCGAUGUCCUAAAGCUCUUUGAGGAUGGUGAAAUGGCUGAAUAUCUCCAAGGAGAUGCCAUUGGGUACGAGGGAUUCCAGCAAUUUUUGAAAAUCUAUCUGGAAGCAGAUAACAUUCCCAAUCACCUAAGCCUGGCACUGUUUCAGUCCUUCAAGAUGGGUCACUUAGAAGACACUGUGGAAAAUGACGUGGUGUGUCUCAGUGAUGUCUCCUGCUACUUUUCCCUUCUGGAGGGUGGCCGGCCAGAAGACAAGCUAGAAUUCACCUUCAAGCUGUACGACACGGACAGAAAUGGGAUCCUGGACAGCUCAGAAGUGGACAGACUCAUCAUACAGAUGAUGCGAGUGGCUGAAUACCUGGAUUGGGAUGUGUCUGAGCUGAGGCCGAUUCUUCAGGAGAUGAUGAAAGAGAUUGACUAUGACGGCAGUGGUUCUGUCUCCCUCGCCGAGUGGCUCCGGGCUGGAGCCACCACUGUGCCCCUGCUCGUGCUGCUGGGUUUGGAGAUGACUCUGAAGGACAAUGGGCAGCACCUGUGGAGACCCAAGAGGUUCCCCCGACCGGUCUACUGCAACUUGUGCGAGUCGAGCAUCGGUCUUGGCAAACAGGGGCUGAGCUGUAACCUCUGUAAGUACGUCGUUCAUGACCAGUGUGCCAUGAAGGCCUUGCCUUGUGAAGUCAGCACCUAUGCCAAGUCUCGGAAGGACAUUGGUAUCCAAUCACAUGUGUGGGUGAGAGGAGGCUGUGAGUCUGGCCGAUGCGACCGCUGUCAGAAGAAGAUCCGCAUUUACCACAGUCUAGUCGGACUGCAUUGUGUGUGGUGCCACCUAGAGAUUCAUGAUGACUGCCUGCAAGCCAUGGGUCAUGAGUGUGACUGUGGGCUGCUCCGGGAUCACAUCCUGCCUCCAUCUUCCAUCUAUCCCAGUGUCCUGGCCUCUGGACAGGAGCGUAAAGUUAGCAAAACAAGCCAGAAGACCAUGGAUGACUUAAAUUUGAGCACCUUUGAGGCUCUGCGGAUUGACCCUGUUUCUAACACCCACCCACUUCUGGUCUUUGUCAACCCUAAGAGUGGCGGGAAGCAGGGGGAGAGGGUGCUUUGGAAAUUCCAGUAUCUACUAAAUCCUCGACAGGUAUUCAACCUCCUAAAGGAUGGUCCUGAGGCAGGGCUCAGAUUCUUCAGGGAUGUUCCCGGUUGCCGGAUUUUGGUGUGUGGUGGAGAUGGCACAGUAGGCUGGAUUCUGGAGACCAUAGACAAAGCCAACUUGCCUGUUGUCCCUCCUGUUGCUGUGUUGCCCCUGGGCACUGGAAAUGAUCUGGCUCGGUGCCUAAGAUGGGGAGGAGGGUAUGAGGGACAGAAUUUGGGGAAGAUCCUCAAGGAUUUAGAGAUGAGUAAGGUGGUACAUAUGGAUCGAUGGUCCGUGGAGGUGAUACCUCAACAAACUGAAGAAAAGAGUGACCCAGUCCCCUUUCAAAUCAUCAAUAACUACUUCUCCAUUGGUGUGGAUGCCUCUAUUGCUCACCGAUUCCACAUCAUGCGAGAGAAAUAUCCUGAGAAGUUCAACAGCAGAAUGAAGAACAAGCUAUGGUACUUCGAAUUCGCCACUUCUGAAUCCAUCUUCUCAACAUGCAAAAAGCUGGAGGAGUCUUUGACAGUUGAGAUCUGUGGGAAACCACUGGAUCUGAGCAACCUGUCACUAGAAGGCAUCGCAGUGCUGAACAUCCCUAGCAUGCAUGGUGGUUCCAACCUCUGGGGUGAUACCAAGAGACCUCAUGGAGAUACCCAUGGGAUCAACCAGGCCUUAGGCGCUACAGCUAAAGUCAUCACUGACCCGGAUAUCCUGAAAACCUGUGUACCAGACCUAAGCGACAAGCGGCUGGAAGUAGUAGGGCUGGAGGGUGCAAUUGAGAUGGGCCAGAUUUAUACCAAGCUCAAGAAUGCUGGACAUCGGCUGGCCAAGUGCUCUGAAAUCACCUUCCACACCACAAAAACCCUCCCCAUGCAGAUUGAUGGAGAACCCUGGAUGCAGACACCCUGUACAAUCAAGAUCACCCACAAGAACCAGAUGCCCAUGCUCAUGGGCCCACCCCCUCGCUCCUCCAAUUUCUUUGGCUUCUUAUGCUGAGGGGAACACCUCAGCCUCCAAGCCAGCCUUGAACCCACCUCUUCAUCCCUGGACUCUACUCCUAGGCUCUGUACAUUGCUGCCACACCUCCUGCCAGCUCAGGGGAGUGUUCCUCUACCCUCUCAGUAUUUAUUAUCCUGCACCACCUCUACUAUUUCCCAUGCAUACGUGCGUGCGUGCGCGUGCGCACGCACACACACACACACACACACACAUUGAAAGUGCCUCAUCUGAAUAAAAUGACUUUUUUUCUCCCC
Messenger RNA from Neomonachus schauinslandi (Hawaiian monk seal), 2619 nucleotides. RefSeq names its product diacylglycerol kinase alpha (gene DGKA). Gene Ontology annotation, biological process: lipid phosphorylation; intracellular signal transduction; diacylglycerol metabolic process. The transcript is spliced from 24 exons. Gene Ontology annotation, molecular function: ATP-dependent diacylglycerol kinase activity; calcium ion binding. Gene Ontology annotation, cellular component: plasma membrane. NCBI's taxonomy places the organism in Eukaryota, Metazoa, Chordata, Mammalia, Carnivora, Phocidae. Bases 161 to 2362 code for a protein of 733 amino acids. The record is from RefSeq and is a predicted model, not a curated record.